AAUUACUCAUAGAAUAAAAUAUGCCUCCAUAAAAAAGUGAGUGUGAGGCUGUGAGCAAAGGCCAAAUCAGCCAACUAGCCAACUGGGAGCGGAGGAGCCGGAGUGUCCCCAUUCAUACUUUCGGGUUGAAAGGCUUGAAGGGUUUGCUACCAGCUACGCUCUCUGUUGUCCUGCUUCUCUCAAAUGUCAUAAACUGCUCAUUAUUGAGUAUGGCAUCUUUAACAUGCUCCCCAAACGCAAGAUUGGCAGUUACUCUUCCCCAUGUACGUCACCAACACAAGAAUUUGGUGAAAUAUAAAAAUAUUCUCCAUGGAGGGACUUUUCCCAGAACGCCCCUUAAACUGGUGUCUGUCUUCUGUUCCAACCCUUCUUCAUGGGAACCUGCACCUUAUGCUGUCAAAGAUGAUGCUGAAACUGAAGUCCUGAAAGGGACCACCAGUUUAUUUGAUACUACUAUUUCCAACAAAACUGAAGAAGUAGAAGAAACCUCAAUAACCAAUACUAAAAGUACAUACUCAAGCAGUGAACCAGUUGUGAAGUUCCAAUACUUUCAGUGGCCAAUAUGGGUAAUUGGGCCUGUGCUACUUUUAUCUACAGGAAUGGUACCCACUUUAUGGCUACCAAUUUCAUCAGUUUUCCUUGGGCCCAAUGUAGCCAGCCUUCUUUCUUUGACUGGUCUUGACUGCAUUUACAACCUUGGAGCUAGCCUCUUCCUCCUACUCGCCGAUUCAUGUGCCCGAAGACAAAACCCGAGUCAAAAUAACAGAAAUGCCCCUCCUUUCACUUACCGGAUGUGGAACGUGGUUGCAAAUGCAGUCGGGUUCAUGAUACCCGUGGCAGUUAUGUUUUGUUCUCAAAAGGGGUUUGUCCGGCCUCACUUGGAGUUGAUUUCAUUUGCAGUCCUUUUGGGUCCCUAUCUUCUGCUUCUCUCAAUACAGAUACUCACAGAGUUGCUGACGUGGCAUUGGCGGUCCCCAGUGUGGCUGGUGACCCCGGUUGUGUAUGAAGCUUACCGUUUGUUGCAACUGAUGAGGGGCUUGAAGCUCGGCAUGGAGUUGGAUGUGCCAUCAUGGAUGAUGCAUACGAUUAGGGGUCUUGUGUGCUGGUGGGUAUUGAUCCUUGGUGUUCAGCUCAUGGCUGUUGCUUGGUAUGCUGGUUUGACAGGUGCUGGUCAACAACAGCCGAGAAGUCUUGCCGGUGAAAAGUAGUUUUGAUUGUUGGGCGUGUGUUUGUUUUUUGCUGAUGUAUGUGGAGAUAAAGAUCAGAUAUAGCAUGCAUUCUGUUUCUGUAUAUGAGGAAUACACGGAAUAAAGUGGCUUGUUUUAAAGAUCCGUGCUUUAGGUUCAUGGUGUCAUUCCUGAUUCUUGUCCAGAAAUGUAUAGACUUUAAGCAUGUUUGUUUGGUAAG
This is a messenger RNA of Cuscuta epithymum, 1407 nucleotides long. Lineage: Eukaryota; Viridiplantae; Streptophyta; Magnoliopsida; Solanales; Convolvulaceae. The record is from the annotation of a GenBank genome assembly.